This is a messenger RNA of Strongylocentrotus purpuratus (purple sea urchin), 2958 nucleotides long. RefSeq names its product transmembrane protein 53-like. The coding region runs from base 78 to 1034 and encodes 318 amino acids. Gene Ontology annotation, molecular function: serine hydrolase activity. The record is from RefSeq and is a predicted model, not a curated record. Lineage: Eukaryota; Metazoa; Echinodermata; Echinoidea; Camarodonta; Strongylocentrotidae. The transcript is spliced from 3 exons.
AUCCAGAAAAGUUGGUUGUGGAUAUUUUGCUGGAAAUUUCUACAGAGCAGCUAGCCCAGGUGGUUCUACCGUACAGUAUGUUUCGUUCAUUCAGGACAGGUCUCCAGCGUCUUGGGAGCUUAGAAUUAGAGUCCUACUAUGGCAGUAACUCUUCAAUAAGGGGGCUAGCCGCCAGGGCCCCCGCCGUUCCGGGGCUGGCCAUCAACGACAACAUGAUGCUCCAGAAAUCUCCUGUUCCUGUUGUCGGGGCGUCGGCCGAGACUUCCCGACCCCUCGUCCUCUUGCUUAGCUGGCUGGUUGCUAAGGAACGACACGUAAACAACUUCUCACGUAUCUAUUUGGAUCGAGGAUGUGACGUGUUAGUCGUUAAAAUGAAACCUAUGCAGAUCCUUCUACCGCAGUCAGGCUCACAGGUUGUGGCUCAGCGUGUUGUAGAUUUUCUACAGCUCGAGGACAAUCGUGAACGUCCUAUCUUUGUCCACUCCUUCAGCGUAGGCGGCUACCUCUAUGCCGAGAUCCUACAGAAGAUGAUCGCCGCGGAGAAAACCAAGGGAGAACUGACCGGUCGCGUGAUCGGUCAGAUCUACGACAGUGUCGUCGACCUGGACAAGGUAGCGUUCGGCAUCGCCAACGCACUCUUCUCCCAAAAGAUGUUACAGAAGAGCGUUGAAAGGAGCAUCGAUGCGUACCUGGCCAUGAUGUACCGACCGGCGACGCAGCAUUACACUCGAGCGUCCCGGCUCUUCUACCACAACCCCGUGAAAGCGCCCUCUCUGUUCUUCUAUUCGUACGCCGACCCUGUAGGCAGCGCCACGGCGAUAGAGAACUGUGUCAAGAACCUGCGUACCAAGAUGGGUCACGACAAAAUCUACACCAAGUCGUUCCAGAAGUCACGUCACGUCAGCCAUAUGCAUAAGCACAAGGAGGAGUACUUUUGCUCUCUGUAUAGUUUCUUUAGAGAAGUCCCGUACUUUGCAGACAAAGUAGAUCUCGAUGUAAGUGAGCAAAUUGAGACGAAAGCCAUCAAAUCAUAAUGCUGUAAUUGUGCUUUCCAUGUGGCAGGGUAUCUAUCCAAAAGCAAGUCUGUAUGUUUAAUGUUCAUAUUUUAUUCCUCUUUUCAUGUAACUUUGAACCCAUGUACACCUGUAUAGCCCUAGGCUAUUCUAUGCGAGUGCGUAUGCAUGCGUAAACUAGUCUACUCAACAAGAUAUUUUAUUGUUCACUGAGAAUGGAAGCUCACUUUUUUAGUACAUCAAGAGCAAAAUAUAUUUUUUAAUUGGUAAACUUAAAGACAGGCAUUUUUGUUUUAUUACUUCUUCUAUGAUGACAUUAAAAAACAAAACAAUUAAACGUCAUCAUUUCAAAGGUCAUUUUUUGUGUCAUUGUCGCCAUGCAUGUAAAAGUUGUCAUUUUCAUCUAUUUUAGUAAAUUUUUACUUCAUUCUUUCCUGCAAUGGCCUUGUUAUAGAAAUCUGUGAUUUAAAGCAGUAUUAUGUAAAGUGUUUUUAUUUUGAUACAUGUCAUAAUGUGUACCGCUACAGUGUAUGCACUUUGUUUUUCUCUCCGUAUGUUUCAUGGGCAUUAUAUGUGAGUAUUAUGAGCUUUUUAUGACGUAAUUAUUUCCAUGCUGAAUUUGACCUGCCUUUAAUAUUAUCAAACAUUCCCCUUGAUUAAUCUCAAAAAAUACAGUUAACAGCUGAAUUAUUCAUACCUCUUGUAAAUUAUUUUUUAAUUUCUUUUUUGAGUGGUUUGUUUCGUAACUCAACUUUUUUCCUGUAAUAAGUUGAGUACUGUAAUAAAAUUACAAUAAACAUUUAUUAUGUGCACAUAUAUGAAUAUAAAAGGCGCCUAUAGCGUAAAAUAUUUAUUUUUUGCUCAUGAAUAUGAAGCAUUACAAUUAAUUACAAUUUUACUUUGAUAUUAUGUUCUCUUCACAAUGUGUUCUGACUCGUUAAUGUCUUUUCAAUGACUUCUCUCAUAAUAUGUGGUUACAAAAUAUGGUUACCUGACGUACACUCCGGCGACAAAUUUCCCCGGGCUUUAUUUCAUUAGUUUGGUUUAGGGUACCGGUACCUAUCAAUAGUAUUGCAUUUAAAGCCCCACUGUCCUACUUGUAGCUACUUGCUCCCUCUAUAUAGAAAACUUCCCCAAUCGGUGCCUGUUGGUCCCCCAUGAUCCUCUUUUUCUUAUGUUAGUUGAGAGCUGAGUUAAUGAGAUAGCCACCUGUCAGUGACCUCGCUGUGUGGUCUUAUCCCUUCUGGCCCAGUAGUAUCGAGAGUCUUUAAGCCAUAACCCUAUAAAAGGUCAGUUAUUUUGGUGCUCUCUCUCAGCCCCCCGUGAUCUCGGCCAUAGAAUGAUGAAAAAGAAUUUAGUCAGUGUAGAAUUUUGACCAGAGUAAUUGUCGCUUGAGUAUAUAUGUAUAGUACUGUAUGUGUCGUGAAAUAGCAUUGAUUAUGUGCUCCUUGCCUCUUUGUUUUUUUAAAAGCCCUUCACAAUUACGUGAUUGAAGAAAUUAACAAAACAUUUUGGAUAAUACAUGUUUUUGAAUAAUUUUGUACUCGGUUAACAUAAUUUUCUUCAGAAUGUUGUUAUUCUUGCAAACUUUCUCUUUACGAGUCAUUUCAAAUUAUCUUUUUGGGUUUCGAAUUACUUGAAACAUGCACUAUAUAAAUUGCAUAUUUAGCGAACAAUAAGAUAUAAAGAAGAAUCAUACUUUUGUUAUCAAAGUCAUAUCCAGAAACUAAAAUACUUUUUUAGUAAUACUGAUAUACAAAUCAUCAACAGUAUAGAAUAAUCCUGGCCUCCUUAUAACAUAUGUACAUGUGUGUGUAUGACAUGAUGUUGAAAACUUGUCUCCUUAAGCAUUGCUAUACAUGUAUGAUGUAGUAAGACCUACUGUAUACAUAUUACGAAGCAUUUAAAAAUUAUGGAUCAAUUAAAACAGUAUGUUAUCUCAAAA